Sorghum bicolor (sorghum) is the source of this 1167-nucleotide messenger RNA. Its product is annotated as rac-like GTP-binding protein 4. Gene Ontology annotation, molecular function: GTPase activity; protein kinase binding; GTP binding. The transcript has 8 exons. NCBI's taxonomy places the organism in Eukaryota, Viridiplantae, Streptophyta, Magnoliopsida, Poales, Poaceae. The record is from RefSeq and is a predicted model, not a curated record. Gene Ontology annotation, cellular component: cell cortex; cytoskeleton; cell projection. Bases 280 to 927 code for a protein of 215 amino acids. Gene Ontology annotation, biological process: regulation of actin cytoskeleton organization; actin filament organization; establishment or maintenance of cell polarity.
CAGGAUCCAGAUCACAGUACUCAGGACAGCGAGAUAAAAGAGAGGGAGACACUGCCGAGGUGAGAACGGUCAGAGGGACUCUAGCAGACGAGACGAGAACUGAGCAUGUGACCCUCACUGUGUGUUUCUCUCUCUCUUCCCCUGCUCGUCUUUCUGCAAGAAGCCACAACCACCACCACCAAACAGCACAAGAGUGAGCAUGUGACCCUCUUCUCUGUUUCUCUCAUUCCCUUCAUUCAUCACCUUGCUGGUCUCCCUCUUCGACCUCUGGCCUUGGCCAUGGCAUCCAGCGCCUCCCGGUUCAUCAAGUGCGUCACAGUGGGGGACGGCGCCGUGGGAAAGACCUGCAUGCUCAUCUGCUACACCAGCAACAAGUUCCCCACUGAUUACAUACCCACUGUCUUCGAUAACUUCAGUGCAAACGUGGUGGUCGACGGCACCACCGUGAAUUUGGGCCUUUGGGAUACUGCAGGGCAGGAAGAUUACAACAGAUUGAGGCCACUGAGCUACCGCGGAGCAGAUGUGUUCGUGCUCGCUUUCUCGCUUGUCAGCCGAGCUAGCUACGAGAAUGUUAUGAAGAAGUGGCUACCGGAGCUUCAGCAUUAUGCACCGGGUGUACCCAUAGUGUUGGCUGGAACUAAAUUGGAUCUUCGUGAAGAUAAGCACUACUUACUUGACCAUCCUGGCGCAGUACCUGUUACUACAGCACAGGGGGAGGAACUUCGCAAGCACAUUGGCGCAACUUGUUACAUCGAGUGCAGCUCAAAAACUCAGCAGAAUGUGAAAGCUGUGUUUGAUGCUGCCAUCAAGGUAGUAAUCCGGCCUCCGACCAAGCAGCGAGAAAGGAAGAAAAAGAAAGCACGGCGAGGAUGCUCAAUGUUUUGCAGCCGUAUCAUGCACACAAGGAGACUAGGAUGCUUCAAGUGAUCGAAGGCCGCCUUCGACGAUCACGUAGGUUUCUAAGAUGAAUCGAGAUCAUGUGUAGUUUGUCUCCAAGUUUCAAAGUGCUUGUUGCGCUUGCGCACUUGUGCUGGUAAUGUGUAUAUUUAGUCUUUACCAAUUGACUUUUAGGAGAUAUAUUAAGUACUUUGUUUAUGUACCAUUGGCUCAUAAUGAGCUGGGAAGUUCAAUACAUAUUAAGAAGUAACAAUAUUCUUUUUCUGGUAA